Heterobasidion irregulare TC 32-1 is the source of this 1273-nucleotide messenger RNA. RefSeq lists its product as uncharacterized. Bases 24 to 1178 code for a protein of 384 amino acids. The transcript has a single exon. NCBI's taxonomy places the organism in Eukaryota, Fungi, Basidiomycota, Agaricomycetes, Russulales, Bondarzewiaceae. The record is from RefSeq and is a predicted model, not a curated record.
CAACUCAGCCGCCCAGCGACAUCAUGCAGUCCCAGUACACCCCAAGUGCGCCCGUGCCGAACACGGGUUACCCACAGCAGCAGAUCAAACAGUUGGGGGGCGCGCAUGCGGCGCCCAGUCACGCAGCCGGGAUGUGGCCGCCGCCGUUCGGGGCCGUGAGCCCAGCGCCCGCGUCUGCACCCGCGUUUGCGCCUGCACUCGCGCCUCCUAUCGCUUCGACUGCGCCAGUUUCUGCUAUUUCUGCACCUCUGCUCUCGACACUCGCGAACCCUCCCAUGUCGCCCGCGACCUCCAUCAACAAACCACGCUCUCCUGACACGGAUAUGGACGCGUACGUGGGCGUGGGCGCGGCAUGCACACCGCUAGACAUGACGAAACGCUUGCUCGACGAGACGUGGGCGACCGCGGUGGCCGCUAUGCAGCGCGAAGCGAACGCGCGGCAGGCGUGGGAAGCGGAGAAGAAGAAGUGGGGGGAGGAGAGGAAGCGGUGGGAGGAGGAGAGGCAGGGGUGGGGGGAAGAGAGGGAGUGGUGGAGGGAAGAGAGGGAGGGGUGGAUCGAGGAGAGGUACAAGAUGCAGCAGGAGAAGAGGCGGUUCGAGAGAGAUGGGUGGGGGGAUGCGCAGAAGACGUGGGAUGAGGAGAAGAAGAGGUGGCAGGAGGAGAGAAGUCUGUGGUCGGAUGAGAGGGAGGAGUGGGAGGGCGAGGCGGAGGUCCUCAAAGAGUCUCGUCGCAAGGCACUCAACGGGAAGAAAGAAGCCGAGCAGGCGAGAGACGAGGCGGAGCAGGCGAGAGCGAAAGCGGAGGAGGCCAGGAGGGUGGCCGAGCGAGAAAGGGAUGACGCUCGGGACAAGUAUCAAGCCCUGAUCACCGUCGUGCAAGUCGAGAGGGCGAGGGGGGGCAUGGCGGCGGCGGGGGCGACAGAUGCGGUGGGGAUUCCAACACCAGACAGGGUGCCGCCCCCUACUCUCUUCACCACACUACCCCAGAACCAAGGCACCACGAUCGCUGAGAGCGACCCCUCUCCUUCAUCCUUUACAUCUUCCACGUCCUCGGGCUUCUCGGUGCUGGCGCUCAGCCCCAAACAAGUCGGCCAGCGACGCGUGCAUGAGGACGAAGACGAAGAAAUGUAUUUGGAUGAGGACAAAGAGUACACCAAAGUCGAGAACGCGACGUUGUAGUGGACAGGAACAAUCCGAUGUGUAGAAUUUGUAAAGUACCUGUAAUAAGUCAAGCUCAAUGCAAGGCCUCUGAUAGGCAAACAGCUUUAUUUUAU